GUUACAACUCUCACCUGCGCAGAACAUGAGCUUGGACAAAGUCCCAUUUGGUGCCUCUGCGGCUGUGUUCAAGCGAUCUGAAACAGUGCCAGACUCUGCUGUCUCUGUAGAAGGGCCAAACUUUGACAAUGUCUUGAGUCUUCAAGACCUUAUAGGCAGCUAUGAAAGAAUAGGAUUCCAAGCAACAAGCUUAGGGCGAGCUAUCCAGAUUGUUGAUAAAAUGCGCAGAUGGAGGCUCUCCGACGAGCCGGUUGAAGAGGACGAAUUGGACGAGUAUCGGGAUCAAGUAGUUCGUUCGCAAACUCGAUGUCGUGUAUUCCUAGGAUAUACGUCAAACCUCAUCUCAUCCGGCCUCCGCGAAAUCUUCUUAUACUUGGUGAAGCAUAAACACGUCUCUGCCAUAGUGACGACUGCGGGUGGCAUUGAAGAAGACUUCGUUAAGUGUCUUGGUAAGACUUACCUCGCCGAUUGGAACCUCGAUGGUGCGGACCUCCGACGGCGCGGCAUGAAUCGGAUUGGGAACCUUAUAGUCCCGAAUGAUAACUAUUGCAAGUUCGAGGAUUGGCUCACUCCGAUUCUUGAUACCAUGCUUGCAGAACAGAAGGAGACUGGUGAGGUUUGGACACCAAGUACAAUGAUUCGACGACUAGGGAAAGAGAUCAAUAAUGAGGAAUCUGUUUACUAUUGGGCUUACAAAAACGAUAUUCCUGUUUUCUGUCCGGCUUUGACCGAUGGUUCUCUAGGCGACAUGAUCUACUUCCAUUCAUACCGUUCUCCGGGCCUCAUCAUCGAUAUUGUCCAAGACAUCAGAAAAUUGAAUGAGUUGUCUCGGACAGCAAAGAAAGCAGGGAUGAUCAUCCUUGGUGGUGGGGUCUGCAAGCACCAGAUUGCAAAUGCCAUGCUCAUCCGUAACGGAGCCGAUUAUUCUGUUUAUAUCAACACUGGUCAAGAAUUCGACGGCUCAGAUUCAGGUGCCCGACCUGAUGAAGCGGUGUCCUGGGGAAAGAUUCGAGAAGGGGCGGAGUCUGUGAAGGUCUUUGGUGAUGCAACGCUCAUCUUUCCCUUACUCGUCGCUGCAACCUUCGCGAAGGACACAGACAGCGCGUCAUGAUUUAGGAAUGCGAAAAAUGAAGUCCCAUGCAUGUAUUGAUAGACACAUUGCUAAAUAGAUGUUGACCCCGUAUCUGUCCCAGCACCUGCUUGCUUUAGAAUACUGAGUCAAUAGAAAGGCC
Messenger RNA from Fomitiporia mediterranea MF3/22, 1232 nucleotides. RefSeq names its product Deoxyhypusine synthase. Gene Ontology annotation, biological process: peptidyl-hypusine biosynthetic process. Gene Ontology annotation, cellular component: cytoplasm. Bases 26 to 1111 code for a protein of 361 amino acids. Lineage: Eukaryota; Fungi; Basidiomycota; Agaricomycetes; Hymenochaetales; Hymenochaetaceae. The record is from RefSeq and is a predicted model, not a curated record. The transcript has 6 exons. Gene Ontology annotation, molecular function: deoxyhypusine synthase activity.